This is a messenger RNA of Haliaeetus leucocephalus (bald eagle), 2707 nucleotides long. RefSeq names its product NADH dehydrogenase (ubiquinone) flavoprotein 3, 10kDa (gene NDUFV3). Gene Ontology annotation, biological process: mitochondrial ATP synthesis coupled electron transport. The record is from RefSeq and is a predicted model, not a curated record. The coding region runs from base 213 to 1412 and encodes 399 amino acids. Gene Ontology annotation, cellular component: mitochondrion. The transcript is spliced from 4 exons. Lineage: Eukaryota; Metazoa; Chordata; Aves; Accipitriformes; Accipitridae.
GAGAAUGACCGCUUUUAACGUAAAAGCGGCGACUCUGUGUGAAAAUACUUUGUUUUGUCCUGCGUUAAGCGUUUGAAGCGGUAACGCAAGCCCCCGUCAGGCCGCUCAGGAGAGACGAACUUGCCUAUUUCAUUUCCAACCCCGCUGACGACACUCCCCCCGCCUAACGGCGUCCGCCAUCGCCUCACGGCUUAGACCCCGCCCACCUCAAGAUGGCCGCUCCCUCGCUGCUGGGUUGCGGCCGAGCGGCGACUCGUGAGGUGUUGCGGCUGGAGGCUCGGGGCCUGCGAGGAGCGGCCCCUUCCGCGGCGCUCUGCACUAAGCCGGUGGGCUCCCGGACGCCGCCGACGAAUGUAGUGGCACCACAGGGAAGCACCAAGCUGCUAGCCAUCAAGGCACCAGUUGAAUUUCCUAAAAUGUUGUCUUCCAGCUCUCUCCUAGUAUCUGCAAACAAAGGUGAGAGCAUAUCUAGUACUAACCUUGAGAAAGCUUCAAAACCUUCUGCUGAAGAUGUGAGGAUGUUCAUGUCAAGAAAAACUGUGGUUGCAUUUCCUCAGCGAGUAGUUGUUUCUUCCCUUGAGGAGGAAAACCUCACUACACCUGCAACAGAAGGAGUCUUGAGGAAAGAGUUAGUUGAGGAAGAAAUUUCAUCUUCAUCCAGCUCAGAUUCAGAUUCUAGCUCAGAUUCUGAGCAAGAAAAUGAUGAUGACUCAGAAGUUGCUGUUAAAACCAAAGUUGAGUUUCCUAGACGAGAUUCCAUGUUUUCUGAGAACAUAGCAGUAAAGGCAUCAAUGCUAGCAAAAGAGAACUUGUCCAAGAAAUCCCACAAAAAAUAUGUAGCUAAGAAGAAGCCAUGCAAAACAGAAACUGAUAUGUCUCCUGUCAAGCAGGUCGCAUUUUCUAAAACAUCAGUUAGCCAUGAAACAUCAAAAUCCAAAGCAAGAGACCCCAAAGUAAAAUCAACUCCAAAAGAAGCAGAUCGGCAGAAGCUGGUCUUAGACCCACACAUGGUUGACAGCCAAGACCUGACCGAUGUGACUCAUAAAUCUGAUUAUUUGGAGGAAAAGUCCAUUGGAACACAAGUAGCAGCUAUUCAGCUGAAAGCUUCGUCAGUGACUCAGGAAGACAAAAAGCAAAAACUGGUAUCCAGAGGAGAACAAAAAAAGGUGAAGGAGGCACAGGAGUCAGAAGCAGAAGUAGUAGCUGCUCCUAAACUAGAAGAGGAGACUUCUGAAAGCACAGUGUCAGCGAUGGGCACUACAGCAAAGGAGGAGACCAUUCAGGACACAGGAGUCCAGGAUGGAGAAAGAAGCACAAUUGAGGCUGAUAUGAAGACCCAAAAAAUGAGUUCAGUUAAUUUCAAGUAUGAUAUGGAGGACUUGGUCUUAAUAUGUGCUAAUGAUUCAAGGUGAAGAUUAUGAUACAUUGAAAAUCUAUGAAAUGGCCUCCUCUACUCUGAUGCUGUAAAUCCAGAAUAAGGUUAAGCCCGGGUGACAAACUUUUCCUGUAGAUCUGUAGUGAUGGGGCAGUAGUACCACUGUGCCUCAGACCCAUUGUCAUCAUAACCACACCAGCAAAACCCUUUCGGGUAGGAAGGACCUGGCUUUGCUGAAAGCAGCCCUUGCUGUUGAGCUCCUCUUGCUCUGUGGAGGUAGGUAAGACUGUGACAGCAGGAAAGUUUCUGUUUGGUACGUGCUAGAGAACCAUGUUGCAGUGGCUGUAGGAGAGGUGGGGGUUAGUACAGGCAAGUUCACACCCCUUUACUGCUGGUGUAAUGUCUUUGGGUGCCAGAGGGUGGCAAAAAGUCAAACCUAGCUACACCAUGUUCAACAGUGUCACUGGUAUCUCCAGGACUAUCUUGUUCUCUCUUCGUUUUGAGGCCACCUUUGAGAACAGCUACUGCUUUUCCAUAUUUAAUGUUCACAGAUAAUGAUACCUUCUGUAUUCUGCUUCUGUCCUGUUCCUGUGUUCUUUUGUUCAUCUGCAAACUCUGCAGCAGGCACACUGAAGAUGUAAAAGCAAUUUUUCUCAUUACAAACCUGGAUGUUAAGGUGAUGUCAUCCACUUUGUAGAGCAGGCAUGCUAACCAGUCAGCAAAAACUGACUUUAACUGCUAAGUAAGUAGCAAAAUAGUAGCAUGGUAACUCAGAAAUAUACCUCUGAUUCAUUUUGGGAGAACAUCCUGUGAAAUGCUUGCUCUUUAAGACAGAAAGCAUAGAUGAAGUCUGAAGUAUGGGGAGGAUGAACUCAGGGAAAAUUUUUUCCUUCGAGAAGCCAAGUACAGUGUAUUUGGGCAGGAAAAAUGAGACUCCAUCUGCUUUUCUUCCUGAGCAUCUGUCUCUUAAUUUGGAACAACUGUCUCUUGCAGGUUGAAUGUACACUUGCCUACGCUUGCCUGUUCUUGGGGCUAUUUGCAGCAAAGACCACAUCAUCUGGCUUUUAUAUCUGUAGUGUUGUCUCCUAUGAGCUGUCUCAGUAGGAAGUAAGCAGUAGGCACAGGGAUAUUUCCUUUCAUAGGUUGUGUGUGUUCUUUUGCUGAAACCAUGGCUUAAUACAUUGCAUUUUAUAAGCAAGUCUUGCUAAAUGUUACGGAUACAUGUUCUUAAACUGGUACUGCUACACUGCAAUAAUUAUGUCACAAUUAAAGGGAAAUUCUGGUGUUCAGUUGCUUGAGUUCUUGUAUUUUUAUUGUAGAUGGUUGUAUUAC